AUGGCCUCUGUUAAAAAAAAAACCGACGUUUACAAUAGUCAUCAAGCAAAUGGCGCAACUCAAAAAUCAAACACCACAAAAAAAUUUGGACAUAUGAAAAAGGGUGAAGAGAAAAUCGAACGUGAAAAAAUUGUUUUAUGGCGUCGACCCGUUCAAACUUUAAUUUAUUUCACAAGAGAAUUAAAUUAUAAUAGAAUAACAUUUGGUGAAAAGGCGAAAAAAUACAAGGCAACCGUCAUUAUUUCUUCUGCUUUGUUAGGUUUAUUUUACAUGUUACUUCAUACGGAUGGACCUCAUCAAAUUUAUUGUCAGCUAGUCAAAGGAAAAGCAAUUUGGUGUUUAUAUUGGUUAGGUCUUGGAAUUUUAUCAUCUGUCGGUUUAGGUACUGGUCUUCAUACAUUUCUACUGUAUUUGGGACCCCACAUAGCAUCUGUAACUUUAGCCGCUUAUGAAUGUGGAUCGCUCAAUUUUCCAGAGCCUCCUUAUCCCGAUGAAAUAAUAUGCCCUGAAAGAAAUGAUGUCAGGUGGGGGCCAAGCAUAUUUAAUAUCAUGUCAAAAGUUAGAUUAGAAGCCAUGAUGUGGGGAGUUGGAACUGCUCUAGGUGAAUUACCACCAUAUUUUAUGGCUCGAGCUGCCAGAUUAUCUGGAUACGAUCCAGAUGAUAAAGAAGAUCUGAAGGAGUUCGAAGAACUUAGAAAGAAGAAACAAAAUUCCGAUUCUUUGAGCAUGCUCGAUCGUGCCAAAUUAUUUGUAGAAAAAUUGGUUGAAAAAGUUGGAUUUUUAGGAAUAUUAGCUUGUGCUUCGAUUCCAAAUCCGUUAUUCGAUUUGGCGGGAAUUACCUGCGGUCAUUUUCUAGUCCCCUUCUGGACAUUUUUUGGAGCGACGGUUUUGGGAAAAGCCGUCAUUAAAAUGCACAUACAAAAAAUGUUCGUUAUAAUUGCUUUUAAUGAAUCGCUCGUGGAAAAAGCUGUCGGAUUUCUCGGAUACGUUCCUUCGAUAGGUCAUAAACUUCAAGAACCUUUCAAAGAUUUUUUAAUUAGGCAAAAAUUAAAACUUCACAGGCGUUCGGAAUCUGAAGCACACGUGGAAGGAGGAAAUUUAUUAGCUUCCAUAUUUGAAAAAUUUGUCAUAGCCAUGGUUAUAUAUUUUAUACUGUCUAUAAUUAAUUCAUUAGCACAAAGUCACUACAAGAGAAUAUGCAAAGAAAAAAAAGCUAAACAGACAAAAGAUUAG
Molecule: messenger RNA, 1233 nt
Organism: Pediculus humanus corporis (human body louse)
Lineage: Eukaryota; Metazoa; Arthropoda; Insecta; Psocodea; Pediculidae
Product: vacuole membrane protein, putative
Exons: 6
Coding region: 1-1233 (410 amino acids)
Source: RefSeq, a predicted model, not a curated record